UUAAACAUUUUGUAAACACCGAAUACACUCAACAAACAGAAUUCUCAAAAUACGACUACAAGCUGUCGAUAUUUUCCAUAUUUUGCUGGAAUUUGAUCCGCCUUCCUCCUGUUUGGCUCCCACAUAUCCGUAAUGCAGUUGCAUUAAAACGCAGACGACAAGCAUUGUUCAAGAACUCGGGCAGAUGGAUCUUGACAACGUUGCAUUUCUGAUUUCUAUGUCUAUUUUCAUAAUUUGUGGGACAGUUGGCAACUCUCUUGUCAUCGCCGUGUACCUCUCAAAGAAACACCGUUUUCCCAAACGAGUCUAUGUCCUGACCCUAGCGAUCGUGGACUUGGUGGUGGUAGUGCUUGUAGCUCCUUACACCAUUGUUUUCGAACUCAGGCUAGUUACCAGUGACUUUGUCUGUCAUGUGUUUGAAGUAGUUCGACACACGGUGAUUAUAUAUUCCAACACGAUACUGAUCCUGAUUGCAUGGGAACGUUUGCUUAUGGUGUGGAAGCCAUUUAGAAUUAUAAAACAUAGAACCAAGAUGGGCUUUAUUCUGGGAUUUCUUGUGUUUUCUCUUCUCUGGGCCAGCCCGUCAGCUGUUACCUAUAGCGUUGACUUUCAUGGUAACAGAACUUCCUCUGGCAAUAGUACAUUCGCUCAGGAGAGAUAUUGUGGAUAUACAACAACUAUACUUGGAGAAUGGAAAAGCUUAAUGUACAGAGAUUUUCUGGCUUUUUCCAUCGUUUUAGUAUUGCUAAUUUUGAUGGUGACAUACAUUCUCGUCUAUAUAAUUAUAUAUCGCCAACGGAGAAAACUUCCUGGUGUAUUUUCGGGAUCAAGUACUACAUAUUCAGUUCUAGAAACAUCAAAACGUGUUGAUAAAACACGAAAACAGAAUUCUCAUAAUGAACCUGUACGAAGUAAUGACGAUGAUUGUUUGAAAUACAACGAAGUGUUUUGUAUAUCAAAGUCCCUAUUUCAAGGAACAGCCCUGGAUGUUGAAGGGCAACCAACUGAAUCUCACAAUGUUAAGCGGCUACAUGAGGUCUUCUCCAAUACCACCGAUCAAACAACAUGGACGACAACAAAAAGCAACCAACAGAGAAGAGUGAUGAGUUGUGAACAUUUUUGCAUAGAUCUCGAAAAGACGCUACAAUCUUCCACAGAAUCCAAUGCAUUACCGGAAAGAAGGCAUUUAACGAAUUCCAAACUUGUCAGGUCCGCCCAGAGGAGGGCAACAGUGGACACUAAAACGUGGACGAUGCUAUCCAUCUGUACUCUCCUGUACAUUAUCUGCUGGAUUCCUUUUUUUGCUGAAAUCUUAAACAUGACUAAAUCGUUAGUGCUAAGGUAUUUAUUCUUUAUUGGACACAUGUCUAAUCCUAUCAUUUACAGCAUUGUGAAUGUAAAAAUCAGGAGAGGAAUCCGAGAAUUGUUUAUCAGAAAACCGAACAAAGGAUUACGACAUGUUCUGCGGGUCUUGACGGCGUCUUCCCGCGUACCUGUAUAGGAGGGAAAUAUCAGAUAAACUUUGGGUAUUUCUGUUAAGUAAUCACUUUGCUAACUUCAAUGAAAACAUAAAACAUUUAACUCUCGAUCUUAAAAAUACACUGUAGCGUUUUAUUUUGAUAAUUUUACAGAUAUAAGAUUUCAUGUUAUACUGACUUUAUCAUUUAAUUUCAUUUAAUUGUGUUUUAUUGUUGCAUUCCUCUUCUUACCCUUGUAAAGCGCCUUAGAGUAAUUUGUUUCAUAUAAGGCGUUACAUAAUUUUAUUAUAAUUAUCAUUAUAUUAUCAUUAUUAUAUAAAACAGCAAGGAAAAGAACGCUAAGAAUGAUACAUGAACUAAGACUUAACUGGAAAAUCAAAUAUAUACAUUAUGAUUUCCAUUGGAUAGGAAGUGUGCCAUUACAUUGUGAAAUGUAUAUAGAUUUGCAGUUUUCUAUUAUUUAUAAAAUAAAUGAACAAU
Messenger RNA from Ostrea edulis (European flat oyster), 1958 nucleotides. Its product is annotated as D(2) dopamine receptor B-like. Gene Ontology annotation, cellular component: membrane. The record is from RefSeq and is a predicted model, not a curated record. Bases 185 to 1501 code for a protein of 438 amino acids. The transcript has a single exon. Gene Ontology annotation, molecular function: neuropeptide receptor activity. NCBI's taxonomy places the organism in Eukaryota, Metazoa, Mollusca, Bivalvia, Ostreida, Ostreidae. Gene Ontology annotation, biological process: neuropeptide signaling pathway.